AUGGAGUCACGACCAGAAAGUGAUAAAAAGAAGUGGGCCUCGGCGCCCCCUCCACAGCCGCGUGAACAGAAUGGCUCGAGCAUCAACAGCCAGCUUAACGUAGCCAUCAAAUCUAACGACGAUGACAUCAUCCUUUUUAUGCAGCCCCAACGCCAUCACUGCAGCACGAUCUCGCAGCUCUCGGAAGGACUAGCCAUGCAAGACGAGGACUUGCAGCAGCUGAAGACAAGUCUUCGCGUUCGACUGAAGCCAAAGACCCAAGACGAGUCGGAGGAUCCGAAAGAAGACUACUUACGAGUGGCAGUAGGAAACAUGCUCGAACGCAUCGUCUUCUGGGACCAGGAUCGCGCCGUGUCAAUGGAGCAGGACUACGACUGCAAGAAUCUGUCCAUGCUACCCACCAUCGAGGAUCUUACCUUGUCAGAUUCUCGGUACUUGAUCGACCGGUUCAGAAAGGGCCUUUUGAGAUUGAAUGGAUGGGACUGGCGACGGCAGUGGGCGACGCUGGAUGAGGAGACUCUGAGGGGCUUGCUUAGGUACACGCUGCUGCAUGCGAGGCCCGUGCUGGCGUGGGAGCUGGAUCUGACCGCGAUUUGA
This is a messenger RNA of Bacidia gigantensis, 597 nucleotides long. RefSeq lists its product as uncharacterized. The transcript is spliced from 2 exons. The record is from RefSeq and is a predicted model, not a curated record. Lineage: Eukaryota; Fungi; Ascomycota; Lecanoromycetes; Lecanorales; Ramalinaceae. The coding region runs from base 1 to 597 and encodes 198 amino acids.